This is a messenger RNA of Lucilia sericata (common green bottle fly), 673 nucleotides long. It is a transcript of the gene TpnC25D, whose product is annotated as troponin C. Lineage: Eukaryota; Metazoa; Arthropoda; Insecta; Diptera; Calliphoridae. The record is from RefSeq and is a predicted model, not a curated record. The coding region runs from base 180 to 629 and encodes 149 amino acids. The transcript has 3 exons. Gene Ontology annotation, molecular function: calcium ion binding.
UACAAAUUUUCAAAAUUUUAUAUUUUAGUUUAUUAAUGAAACUCAAACGCAGUGGAAGUAGUAGUGGUGUGUGGUUUCUGGGGAAAUCUUUAAAUUUGUGGUGAAAAGUGGUGAAGUUUUUGCAAGAAAAAAGAGUUUUAAAUUUCUAAUUCGAAAUUUAAUAUUGAGAAAAAAACAAAAUGGAAGAUGAUGAGAAAAUGGAUAUAAUGCGUAAAGCAUUUCAAAUGUUCGAUACCCAAAAAACCGGUUUUAUAGAAUGUCUGCGUCUCAAGACCAUACUCAACAGUAUGGGUCAAAUGUUUGAGGAAAGUGAACUGCAGGAAUUAAUCGAUGAAAAUGAUCCCGAAGAUACGGGUAAAGUUAACUUUGAUGGCUUUUGUAAUAUAGCCGCCCAUUUCCUAGAGGAAGAAGAUGCUGAGGCCAUACAAAAGGAAUUGAAAGAAGCCUUUCGUUUGUAUGAUCGUGAGGGUAAUGGUUAUAUUACCACUUCCACCCUUAAAGAAAUCUUAGCUGCCUUAGAUGAUAAAUUAUCCUCAAGUGAUUUGGAUGGUAUUAUAGCCGAAAUUGAUACCGAUGGUUCGGGCACUGUGGAUUUUGAUGAAUUUAUGGAAAUGAUGACUGGCGAUUAGUUAUUUAAAUUUAAAGAAAAAUAAAUUUUAUUUGAAAAUCAAAA